AUGGACACCAAAGAUUUCGACGUUAUUAUUGUCGGCCGCGGCCCUGUUGGGCUCUUUCUGGCAUGCGAACUCCGUCUUCAAGGCCUUUCCGUGUUGAUUGUUGAGCGCCGCAAUCUGACUGGAACGCAAGGUCUGGAUAAAGCCGGAGAGACACGUGCUUGCGUUCUCCACGGCCGCACAAUUGAAAUUCUGGAAGAUCGUGGUCUUCUUGACAAAUUCAUGGACAAGGGCAUGAGACUCCCCUGGUGGCAUUACGGAGUCUUAGAGACUCGACUACAGUUUAGUGCCUUUGGGGACGAGACGAAACAGAACUGUGUGCUCUUCGCACCACAGUACAAAACCGAGGAAAUUUUCGAGAACCAUGCGCUGGAACUGGGCGUCGUGAUCCGCCUAGGCUUCCACGUGGAAGCUUUGGAACAGACAGCAACGACGGUCCGUAUUUACGGCACCUCAACUUCGACAGCCGGCGAUCAAUCUCCCUUCGUGGCGACCGGAAAAUAUCUUGUUGGUGCGGACGGGUGGCGCAGCUCUGUUCGGACUAUGGCAGGCUUCGGCUACAAUCACAACGCCGGAACGCAGACAAUGUUGUCCGUUGAGGCAAGACCGGCAGAGCCCAUGCCCCCUGCCAUCAUCACGAAGAACCAAGCUGGGCUCGUCAUUGGCUGUAAUCUGAACGUGCCAAGUGGACGGGUCCGUCUGGUGGUUUGGACGCCUUCCCGAGGCCAUAUGCCAUUGUCGGAGCCUCCCACUAUGGAAGAUUUUAACCAGGCGAUGAAAGAGGUCACCGGUAAGGAUUGGCACCUAAGCGAUCCUGUUAUGCUCACCCGAUUCAGUAAUGAAUCCGGCUGUGUGACGGAGUAUCGCAAGGGACGUGUUCUCCUCGCUGGUGAUGCAGGCCAUAGACAUCUUCCCGCCGGUGGCCAAGGGAUGAAUACGGGCAUCCAAGAGUCGUACAAUCUUGGGUGGAAACUCGGUGCUGUGGCUCGUGGGGAGCAUCCAGACUCUCUGCUGGAUACCUACGAGUCUGAGAGGCUACCUGUAGCCCAAAGUGUGGUAGACAAUACCACUGCACAGUCUCUGCUCUUCUUCGCGCAUACUCGGCCAGAGAUGGCAGUACGGGAGGCAAUGAACAGGCUCCUCGAUAUACCAGAAGCGAACCGGAAACUUGCCAAGCAGAUCAGCGGAUUCGGAUACACGUACCCGACUCCCCUACACAUGAUAUGUCCGGAAGGAUGGGAGGCGCUGUCUACAAAUAUGACUGGCGAGAGAGCUGUGAACUUUGAGUUUCGUGUCGGGAAUGCGAAUGGAGAGGAAAGGUAUCUGAGCGACUUUAUGAAAAAGGGGAAGUGGGUUCAGCUUCGGUUCCUUGACAACGGUGCAAGAACGUCUACAGUGGCAUUGCCGGCCUUUGGUGAGUGGACUGAAGUGGUUGAUGUCGUUGAUAUCUUGGAGGCUGAGGGGCUUAAUAUAAGCAAGUACAAGUCUAGAUUCAGCGAGAUCCUCAUUCGUCCUGAUGGCCAUUUUGGCUUUGGGAAACUAUAG
This is a messenger RNA of Ilyonectria robusta, 1542 nucleotides long. Its product is annotated as putative monooxygenase. The coding region runs from base 1 to 1542 and encodes 513 amino acids. The record is from RefSeq and is a predicted model, not a curated record. The transcript has a single exon. Lineage: Eukaryota; Fungi; Ascomycota; Sordariomycetes; Hypocreales; Nectriaceae. Gene Ontology annotation, molecular function: FAD binding.